AUGGCAAACAGCUGCAAAGAAGAAAUGACAGCUACCGCCUUGCUUGAUCUCAAAAACAUUUACAGCCCCAUUUGGGUCGAACAGUUAGAAUCAGCAGCCGACAUCGCAUCAAUUCGGGCUGUGCUAAACGACCAUCAUGUUACAGCAUUUCCAGCAACGCUCAGUGGCGUUCACCAGGCAUUGACAGUGGCACUGCGAGUUGCUUUGCUGAUUUGUGAUUCAAUUGACGAUCUGAUAAUGUAUCAAGAAACUACGGCUUUCCAAGACGCUCUAGCCUAUAGGCCCUGCCUCCACUGUACUGAAGCAGGCUUUCAGAUCCAUGUUCAGUCCGUGUUAUCUGAUUUGACAUCAAUGAUCGAUGUAUCGACAGAGUACUUGCUGCGGCUGGGUUUAUUUGCUGAUUAUGCAACACUAAUCGUCAGCAAGCUGGUGUCAGCAUCCGCCUUCGGAGCGGAAACGGAUGAUCUACUCAUCCACCGCUGCCUCAUGGCUUGCAGUGCGUUGUCCGAAGUGUACGCAACAGCAAGACAAAGCAGCCUUAUUGCUGAGGAAUAUGACCUUGCACCGUGUCCUCCACGCUACGGGAAGGAUGAUGUCAAGGACGAUAUUGUUCAAUCAGCUAGUGGACCCAUUCUUGGUAACCAUCAAAUAAUGACACUCAACUUUCCGUUGUGUGCUCAUGCAGAUAUGAUACCAAAGCUGGCAUUCACGUCUUACAGAGACAAUUUUUGUUGGUUCGAGGACUGGGCGACGGCAAACCGCGGAGACGGUGAUACACCUAAACUUCAUCCAACCUAUAACUGUCCUUGGCGAGCGCGAAAUAAGAUAGGGACGGAACUCACGCGUUGGCUGGCGAAGCUCGAUCACACCACAAAGGAUUCCAGCAAUGCAUACUUGACACAUACCGGCAUACUUUGUACGAGCCAUGCUUGGGUCCGCAAAUUGAUGGUGGCAUCUAUUUCGUACGGAACCUACGGCAAUUGGCCUGUUCCCUUUGAGUUGGCCAUGGACGACUAUGCCGAAGUCGUUUGUACGUACAUCGGUGCAAUGUGGCGGGGCUGGAGUGUUGAUCAUGAUGUGCAAGCAUCGAUUGGAGAGCAUAAUGCUAUGAAUUGGCUAUGCAGAGCCUGUGCGAUGGCCACAACACGCGACGCCUUCUCUCCAGCCAAUGCUAAGGCUAUACGAAAGGAUUACAUUCUCCGUUUGGCCUGGUCCCCGCAGUCAUAUUUCUACUUUGGUCUGAGGCAUCACGGCUUCGAACGGCGAGUAGACAACCUGCUCGAGACAAGCACUAGAUUAUCAUCACCACACCGGUGUCUCAUCCAGCAGGUCGCACCAGUUUACUCGCCCAUAAUGUCUGGGGACAACGUGUGCACCAUUGCCACAAAACUGCUUGGUAUGUGCGGCAUGAGGGUAGUGGGUGAUUUCGGAAAUCUCGGUGACAAGGAUUGGGCAUGUCAUCCCCGUAUUUGUUCCACAUGUGACUUCGCAAAUUCUCGGUCUCAGCUCUUCAUGGUAUCUGUUGGAGCGGCACGCUUGGCGACACCUUCGGCCUUCGACUGUUUCCAGCACUCCAAGCCAGAAUACUAUGCCAAUGCCCUUGUGUGCCUGGAUGGCUGGCGGACGUGA
Molecule: messenger RNA, 1629 nt
Organism: Aspergillus luchuensis
Lineage: Eukaryota; Fungi; Ascomycota; Eurotiomycetes; Eurotiales; Aspergillaceae
Exons: 3
Coding region: 1-1629 (542 amino acids)
Source: RefSeq, a predicted model, not a curated record